Messenger RNA from Artibeus jamaicensis (Jamaican fruit-eating bat), 2927 nucleotides. It is a transcript of the gene FAXC, whose product is annotated as failed axon connections homolog, metaxin like GST domain containing. The transcript has 6 exons. The coding region runs from base 473 to 1702 and encodes 409 amino acids. Gene Ontology annotation, cellular component: cytoplasm. The record is from RefSeq and is a predicted model, not a curated record. NCBI's taxonomy places the organism in Eukaryota, Metazoa, Chordata, Mammalia, Chiroptera, Phyllostomidae.
CUGUUGCAGCCGCGUCCUCACCCUUUUCCCGGGCGUGCCGCCUGGAGGCGCGGAGCCCGCCCCGCGCGCCCCGGCCCUGCAGCUCCGGCCCGGGCGGAGGCCGCCGGACCGCGGCGAUGCAGGGCGGGGGCAGGGCGCGGGGUAGGUGACUUUAUCCCGCCUCUGUUUCCCUGCCUCGGGGAGCAAUGACAUCACGCGGCCUUGUCCAGGCGCCGACACAAAGAGAGGCGCGGAGAGGCCGCUGCGGGGGAACCCCGCGGCCGCCCCUGCCGCCCUGGACCCUGGGGUCCCGCCGGUCAGGUCCGCCAACCGUGGCCCGAGCGCUUUCAACUCCUCCUUUGCCGCCACCGCCUCGGUCGCCGCCGCCCGCGCCGCCCCUCGGAGCGCGCAGCUGAGCCCGCGCCGGGCCGCGCGGGCCCCCGUUCAUGCGGUCGCCGGCCCUGGGAGGGGCGCCCGCAGCCAGCCGCGCAGCAUGCACUGGGGGGUUGGCUUUGCCUCGUCCAGGCCGUGCGUGGUGGAUCUGAGCUGGAACCAGAGCGUCUCCUUCUUCGGCUGGUGGGCCGGGUCCGAGGAGCCCUACUCCUUUUAUGGGGACAUCAUCGCUUUCCCUUUGCAGGAUUACGGUGGGAUCAUGGCAGGGCUGGGCUCCGAUCCCUGGUGGAAGAAAACACUUUACUUGACCGGGGGAGCUUUGCUGGCCGCGGCUGCGUAUCUGCUCCACGAACUCCUGGUCAUUAGGAAACAGCAAGAGAUUGACUCCAAAGAUGCUAUUAUUUUGCAUCAGUUUGCAAGACCUAACAAUGGUGUUCCCAGUUUAUCUCCUUUCUGUUUGAAAAUGGAAACUUAUUUAAGGAUGGCUGACUUACCCUAUCAGAACUAUUUUGGUGGAAAACUCUCUGCUCAAGGGAAAAUGCCUUGGAUUGAAUAUAAUCAUGAAAAAGUUUCUGGCACAGAGUUCAUAAUCGACUUUCUGGAGGAGAAACUCGGCGUGAAUUUAAACAAAAACCUGGGGCCUCAGGAGAGAGCGAUCUCCAGGGCGGUGACCAAGAUGGUGGAGGAGCACUUCUACUGGACGUUAGCUUAUUGCCAGUGGGUGGACAAUCUCAAUGAGACCCGGAAGAUGCUCUCUAUUAGUGGUGGCGGUCCCUUCAGCAACCUGCUGAGGUGGGUCGUGUGCCACAUAACGAAAGGAAUUGUGAAACGCGAGAUGCACGGCCACGGCAUUGGCCGCUUCUCAGAGGACGAGAUUUACAUGCUGAUGGAGAAGGACAUGCGCUCUUUAGCAGGGCUUUUGGGUGACAAGAAGUACAUCAUGGGGCCCAAGCUCUCUACUCUUGACGCCACUGUCUUUGGACACUUGGCACAGGCAAUGUGGACCUUACCUGGGACGAGGCCCGAGCGGUUGAUCAAAGGUGAGCUGAUCAACCUCGCCAUGUACUGUGAGAGGAUAAGGAGGAAGUUCUGGCCGGAGUGGCACCAUGACGACGACAACACCAUCUAUGAGUCCGAGGAGAGCAGCGAAGGCAGCAAAACCCACACGCCUCUGCCGGAUUUCAGCUUCUACUCAAGGACAGAGACUUUCGAAGAUGAGGGAGCAGAGAACAGUUUCUCCAGAACCCCAGACACGGAUUUCACUGGACACUCGCUCUUUGAUUCUGACGUGGACAUGGAUGACUACACAGACCACGAACAGUGCAAGUGACGUUCAGCCCCGCCGGCCCGUUGCUGCUGUGGCUGCCACCCCGGGGCUCGGUCCAGUUUCCCAGGUGGAAAUCCGUCUGAGCUGGAGGAGAUCUUCGUGCUUGGCACAGUUCUCACAAGCUAGCUGGACUACAGCAGCCUUAUUUCUUUUUUGUACAAACAAAACACAGAACCAUUCAGAUGGCUCCAUUUCAAACAAACAGGCAAAAAAAAAAUUGUCAGCAUGGUUCCUGAAAUCCAUUUUUGUUUUCAUUAGAAAACUAAUAUCGUGAGGUAGACCAAGUGCAAGAGCAGGUUUUCCUCAGAUUGUUUAUGUUGAUCCUCUUUAGCCUGAGGGCUUAGCUGUGAGAUGAAUUCUUGAACAUCCUUCAUUCAACAGGGUUUGAAGUAAUGGGAGAUGGCAUCAGAAGAAAUGUAGGAGAUGAAUGUUCUAUGCUGUUUGUCUUCUCUGUGUAUAUUGUAUGUCGAGAUAUAAGUCCAAUAAAAUCCAUAGGUAUUCAGUGAACACCUGCUAUGUGCAAAGCACUGUGCUAGGUGCUAAUCAGUGUAAGUUUUUCUCUAAGCCCUGCCGGUGACUAGCUGUGUGAUUUCAGGCAAGUCCCUUAAUUCUUGUGUGCCUCAUUUCCCCCACCUGUAUAGUGGGGACAACAAUACUCUCCGCCUACCUACCUCACAGGGGUGUUGUGAGGGUUCAGGUGGUCACAUUUGGAGCUUUACACCUCUUGGAAGAGGUGUGACAUAAACACAACAUUUUAUUCUUGUGCUUCAUAAAUUUGAAUAUUUGAAUUCACAUUGGAAGGGUGUGAAUUCUUCAAAGGCAAUGGAAUUCACAUUCAGGCAACAGCAGCCACAGUCCCUCAAAAAACCUGAGCAAGUGAAACAUGCAGACACAGUCAGGAUUCGGUCAUCAUCCCUCUCGUGAUCUUGUUUGAAUCAAAAUCUUUUGUUGAAAGAACCGUGGAAACAUUUUCACAAAUCAUCAACAGCUACAAAUAGUCUCUAAUCAUGUAUGCUCACAGAAGCGCCUUUCUUUCAUUGCCUGAAUGCACACUGGAAUGUCAUCCUUUGCUGAUUUCUGUGUAUUAAGUUGCCUGUGUUUGCUUUAUUUGGUGGGAAUAAAGCUCAGGAAUAUGAUGGGCUUAAUGGAAGUGGAGGAGAAAGUAUUUGGUUGAUUUUUGUAAGCAGAAGUUGCCAACUUGUAACGUCUUUUUGAAAACACACCGGGG